AUGGAAGGAAUUCGUAUACUACGGAACUAUAUGAAGAAUUUUAUAACUAACCAAGCGCAAGAUACAGCAACUCAACCGGAAUGUAUAGUGUCAGAUGCCACUGCACUAGUGUUAUGCGUAUCACGUAUAGCUGGUAUUGCGCCCCUUCGGUUCAGGCGACACCGUGAUGGUUGGCUCAUCAGUGUAUCGCCGUUCGCUUUCGUGUAUAGCAUUAUAAUAACUUCAAUAAUAGUAAGCAUGGGUAUAGCUGGACUGAUUCUUGAUCUGGAGGUGGAUCCAUCUCGGUCGCUGCGUGCGCGUAGUCCCACCAGACGCAUGCUGUGGAUCGCAGAUUUUACCGUCGUUAUAUUGACGAUGCUGGUCGGCGUCAUCGGCGGGCCCCUCCGGAUGAACGAUAUGAUACGAUACUUAAACCAAACAAACAAGAUAAAAAUGAGUAUAGAUAACAUACAACCCGUGAUUUUGAAAAGGAGGAAACAUGUUAUUCUGACUUUGCUAUCAAUUAUUGCCUUCGGAUUGAUCCUCAUUGGAGAGUAUUAUAUGGCAUACAACCUGGCAAUACAGUUUGGUACGGAUUUGUUCUCCGCAGUAGAGGCGCUCAACGAACCAUUAUCAAGUUUACUGAAUAUUGCAGAAUCGAAACAGAAUUACAUAAGUUUUACACAAAAACCUAGAAGACACUGUGAAACCGUGCGGCAUCUCGCUCUUUCAUAUAUUAAACUAUGUUUAGUGGUGAAAGAGGUGAACAAAUGUCAUGCAGUAACUGUAUUACUAAUGUUUUGCAAUAAUCUUACGCAUUUAAUUAUUGCGCCCUAUUACCUACUGUUAACUUUAUUCACUCCAAGUCCAAACCCUGCGUUAUUGCUAGUAGAGAUGUCAUGGUGUGUAGCGCACAUCAUCAGCUUGUUGAUGGUCGUGGAGCCGUGCCACUGGACACAGGAAGAAGCCAGCCGCACACAGACCUUGGUGAGUCGGCUGACAGCUAGAUUGGCUGGGACCGAUCCUUCCCUAGCUACUGAACUAACGAAGUUCUUCAAGCACCUCAUACUGAAUAAAAUUAUAUAUUCGCCGCUAGGGAUCUGCCAACUCACAAGAUCCUUGUGUGCCUCUAUAACUGGCAGCUUGACGACAUAUUUAGUUAUACUAUUGCAAUUCCAGUCUAUGGAGGAAAAAAAAGAGGGCCCGGGUUAA
Molecule: messenger RNA, 1191 nt
Organism: Achroia grisella
Lineage: Eukaryota; Metazoa; Arthropoda; Insecta; Lepidoptera; Pyralidae
Exons: 9
Coding region: 1-1191 (396 amino acids)
Biological process (GO): sensory perception of taste
Cellular component (GO): neuronal cell body; membrane; axon
Source: RefSeq, a predicted model, not a curated record